AUGGGGACCAACCUAUUGGAGUAUAAAUCUGACAGGUCUCAAAGCUGUGACAAUGAGUACUCCCCAACAAGAGUAUCUGUGAGAGAUGUAUUGGGUCAAGUUGGGAGAGGUGUCCAAAGGGGGUGUGAGAGGAUUAGAAGCUUUGGAAAAAUUCCAACUUCCCAACCCGCUGUAAAAAGCAAGAAAACAUCUAAAGAGCCUAGAAAGAAUGUUCUUGAUCCUCAGGGGUCUUUCCUUCAAAAGUGGAACAAGAUAUUUGUUCUGGCUUGUUUAGUGGCUGUGUCCUUGGACCCUUUAUUUUUCUACAUUGUUGGAAUAGAUCGUAAGGAGAAAUGCAUAACUUUGGACAAGCCUUUGGAAAUCAUUGCAUGUGUUCUUCGAACACUUGUCGAUAUCUUAUACGUACUCAGGAUUAUCUUUCAGUUCCAAACUGGGUUUAUAGCCCCUUCUUCUCGAGUAUUUGGAAGAAGCGAGUUAGUUGAUGAUCCUUUAGCCAUUGCUAAAAGAUACUUGUUAACCUACUUCAUUGUUGAUGUUCUCUCUAUUCUUCCACUGCCUCAAGUAUAUCUUGUAGUUCUUGAUGUCAUCCCAAAGAUGAAACGUCCUGUUCCAAUGAUCCCGAUGGAGAUGUUGAAAAUCGUCAUUAUCUGUCAGUAUAUUCCGAGGCUCGCCCGAAUUGUACCACUAUUCAGAGAAAUAACAAGUAAUUCUGGCAUACUAACUGAGGUUGCUUCGGCUGGAACUGUUUUUAGCCUUUUCCUAUAUGUAUUUGCAAGUUAUUUGUUAGGAGCUUUAUGGUACUUAUUCUCUCUUGAGAGCCUGUAUAGAUGCUGGCAAAUUGUGUUUAAGAACCAGAACUGGGAUCCUAGAUAUGUGUACUGUAGUCAAAAGUCCCGUGACAAUAAUGGAUUUCCAGCUGAUGUCAAAUUUGUUGAAGCCCAAUUCAACGCCUCUUGCCCUUUGAUCGAUCCUGACGAGGGUAUGUUUGGAAUAUUCACUGACGCUCUCAAGUCUGGUGUGCUUCAAAGCACAGAUUUCUCCUCCAAAUUUUUCUAUUGCUUUUGGUGGGGACUACGCAAUUUUAGUUCUCUCGGCCAAAGUCUCAAGACAAACACAUUUGUUGGAGAGAUUAUCUUUGCUGCCACUGGAUUGAUAUUCUUCUCAUUACUCAUUGGCAAUAUACAGAAAUACUUGCAGUCCACAACUGUGAGAGUUGAAGAAAUGAGAAUGAAAAGGCAAGGCGUGGAGAAGUGGAUGUCCCACCGGAUGCUCCCAGAGCCCUUGAGAGAACGUAUUAGAAGAUAUCAACAAUAUGAAUGGCAAGAAACAAGAGGUGUUGAAGAAGAGACUCUGCUCCAAACCCUUCCUAAAGUUCUUAGGAGAGACAUAAAGCGCCACCUUUGCUUGGCACUUCUCAGUAGAGUGCCAAUGUUUGAGAAAAUGGAUGAACACCUUUUGGACACACUAUGUGAUCGUUUAAAGCCAUCUCUCUACACAGACAAGAGUUUAAUUGUUCGGGAGGGUGAUCCAGUUAAUGAAAUGCUCUUCAUCAUGAGAGGAAGCCUUAGAACUAUGACCACUAAUGGUGGAAAAACCGGCUUCUUCGACAUGGCUGAUCUUAACGCUGGUGACUUCUGUGGAGAAGAGCUCCUCGCAUGGGCUUUGGAUCCCAUUUCUGCCUCCAAUCUCCCAGCCUCGAUCAGAACAGUGGAAACUAAAACAAAGGUCGAGGCAUUUGCUCUCAUGGCUGAUGAUUUGAAGUUUGUUGCCUCCCAGUUUCGCCGGCUCCACAGCAAGCAACUCCAGUACACUUUCAGGUCCUACUCUUUGCAAUGGAAAACGUGGGCGGCUUGUUUCAUACAAGUGGCGUGGCGGAGGCAUUGCAAGAGAAAGCUUGACAAGUCUUUAAGGGAAGCAGAGUACAGGCUGCAAGAUGUCCUGGUGAAUGAGAGUGGAAGCACACCAAGCCUUGGCGCCACCAUUUACGCCUCGAGGUUUGCUGCAAAUGCACUGAGAGGCUUACGACAAAGCAGUGUGCGCAGCUUUAGACCCACGCAGAGAUUGAUGCCUUUGCUACCUCAGAAACCGGCUGAGCCUGAUUUCACUGCUGAGCAUCGCUAGCUACUACUACUGGUGUGUGGUGUGGUCAGUCACUGUGUUAACGUGAAAUUUGUAAUUA
Messenger RNA from Humulus lupulus (European hop), 2179 nucleotides. Its product is annotated as cyclic nucleotide-gated ion channel 1-like. Bases 1 to 2121 code for a protein of 706 amino acids. NCBI's taxonomy places the organism in Eukaryota, Viridiplantae, Streptophyta, Magnoliopsida, Rosales, Cannabaceae. The transcript is spliced from 8 exons. The record is from RefSeq and is a predicted model, not a curated record.